AUGAUGUACAACAGCCUUGCCACCGCAGCUCUGCUGCUCCUGUCCGGCGCCGCCGACGCUUCUCCCCUCGUCGGCCGCCAGGACCAAGCGACCCCGUCCACCUCGGCCGCUGCCUCCGUCCCUACCCCCGCGACCCCCUACGACUGGUCCAAGGGCUGGCAAAAGACCUUCCCCAUCCACCAGUCCUGCAACUCUACCCUGCGGGCCCAGCUCGAGGUCGCCUUGGCCGAGACCCAGCAGCUCGCCGGCCACGCCCGCGACCACAUCCUCCGCUUCGGCAACGAGUCGGAGCACGUCCGCAAGUACUUUGGCAACGCCUCCACCGCCACCGCCGUCGGCUGGUACGAGCGCGUCGUCAACGCCGACAAGACCGGCAUGACCUUCCGCUGCGACGACCCUGACCGCAACUGCGCCACCCAGGAGGGCUGGGCCGGCCACUGGCGCGGCAGCAACGCCACCCAGGAGACCGUCAUCUGCCCCCUUUCCUUCCAGAUCCGCCGCCCCCUGACCUCCGUCUGCGGCCUCGGCUACAACGUCGCCAACUCCAGGCUCAACACCUUCUGGGCCACCGACCUCCUCCACCGCGCCUUCCACGUGCCCCUCGUCUCCCUCGGACAGGUCGAGCACUACGCAGAGGACUACGCCGAGGUCCUCGACCUCGCAAAGAACAACGCCACCCUCUCCGUCCUCGACAGCGACGCCCUCCAGUACUUCGCCAUCGACGUCUGGGCCUACGACAUCGCCGCCCCCGGCGUCGGCUGCUCCGGCGAGCUCGAGGAGGAGGACAAGAAGGAGGAGACUCCUGCUGCCACCACCACCCCUUCCUCUCCCGCCGCCACCACCUCCAGCGCUCCCCAGGAGUGCCACACCCACGCCGACGGUGCUCUGCACUGCGUCUAA
Molecule: messenger RNA, 900 nt
Organism: Colletotrichum truncatum
Lineage: Eukaryota; Fungi; Ascomycota; Sordariomycetes; Glomerellales; Glomerellaceae
Product: Antigen 1
Cellular component (GO): fungal-type cell wall; extracellular region; cell surface
Molecular function (GO): zinc ion binding; integrin binding; metallopeptidase activity
Source: RefSeq, a predicted model, not a curated record